AUGGAUUUAACAGGUGAAAUCCCAAAGGCCAUUGGAGAGCUCAAAUCUUUGAAAUUUUUGGCACUACAUACAAACUAUUUGAUUGGUGAAAUUCCUAAGACCAUCGGACAGCCCAAAUCUUUGGCAUCUUUGUAUCUGAAUGAAAACAAUUUAAGUGGACAAAUACCACCUGAACUAGGAAACUGCACAACUCUAUUGAGUUUGUUUCUCAGCAAUAACCAUCUCACAGGUAAAAUUCCAAAGGCCAUGUUUGAAUUCAAAUCAUUGUCAAGUUUGCAUCUGUAUGGAAACAAAUUAACUGGAGCUAUACCACCUGAAGUAGGAAACUGCACGUCUCUAUUUAGUUUGCUUCUCAACAAUAACUAUCUCACAGGGGAAAUUCCAAAGGCCAUUGGAGAGCUCAAAUCUUUGGAACAAUUGUAUCUGAAUACAAACAAUUUAACUAGACCAAUACCAUUCAGUAUUGGUAAACUCAAGAGGCUUUCUGAGCUUAUCAUCUAUAACAAUAAUCUUUCCGAGGGUAUUCCUGAAAGUCUUGGAGAGUUGAUUUCACUACAAACAUUAGAUGCAUCUAAUAAUCAGCUAUCGGGAAAGAUUCCACCAGCCCUAGGGAAUUGCAAGCAUGUAACUGAUUUGGUACUGACAGACAACUUUUUGCUCGGAAGAAUUCCACCAACAUUGAAAGUUUUGUCUGCUCAUUCUAAUGAUUUUUCUGGGACCCUGCCGGCAUCUUUGGCUAAUUGUACACAACUUACUCUUAUUGAUUUCAGUAAGAAUAGAUUGGCAGGUGAGCUUUCUUCACACCCUCUUGCAAAUUGUCUACAAUUAAGGGUUGUAAGCCUUAGCUCUAAUGAGCUCAAAGGCUAUAUUCCUCUAUGGAUUGGAAAUCUCAGCAGAUUGCAGGUGUUGGAUUUAUCCAAUAAUAAAUUUUGGGGGAGAAUUCCCUCUGCUCUAGAGGAUCUAAAGGGAUUUAAAAAUCCUAAAGUUUCACAACUGGGUGGUACUACACUCUAUGAGGAUAUACCAGCCAUCAAAAUAAAAGGAUUUGAGUAUAAACUAGAAUAUGUGCUGGCAUCAAACACUAUACUGGAUCUUUCAAACAAUAAUUUAAAAGGGGAAAUACCACCAAACAUUGGGAAUCUAUCUCAAUUGAGGCUAUUAAAUCUAUCUAGAAACCAAUUGGAAGGUGUGAUACCAGCGUCUUUGGGGCAAAUAGAACCUCUGGAGCAGUUGGACUUGUCUCAAAAUAGUUUGAGUGGGAAAAUACCUGAGGAGCUAUCCCAAUUAUCCAAGUUGAGCUAUUGGAAUGUGUCCUUCAACCACUUCUGUGGGCCAAUACCUGGAGGAAAACAGCUUAUGACUUUUGAUGAGAGAUCUUACCAGGGAAACCCUACAUGUUUAUGUGGGUAUCCAUUACAAAGUUGCAAACAGAAUAAAAGUUCAAUAGUGCCUUCACCUUCAGAAAUGGUUGGUAAAUCAGUGUGGAGUAAAGUGGAUGAACAUGUCUCAAUGAUUGCUGUGGGAUUGGGAUUUGGCAUUGGACUUGGUGGAAUGAUAUCAAUAAUAGUAUGGUGGGACAGACUUCUACGUUCCUUGCGGGGAACCAAAAUAUGGGGCUUAUGUGCAACUACAGAUUUCCCAAAAUUUUAG
Messenger RNA from Cryptomeria japonica (Japanese cedar), 1650 nucleotides. Its product is annotated as LRR receptor-like serine/threonine-protein kinase ERECTA. Gene Ontology annotation, molecular function: protein binding. Lineage: Eukaryota; Viridiplantae; Streptophyta; Pinopsida; Cupressales; Cupressaceae. The transcript is spliced from 4 exons. The record is from RefSeq and is a predicted model, not a curated record. Bases 1 to 1650 code for a protein of 549 amino acids.